AUGUCACGUCCCAGCAGCAUGAUGGCGCAGAGCAGCGCAGCGGCUCAGCGCAACCUCAGCUUGACCGAGGAGCUGGAGAAACUCGAACAGUCAAUUACUCUGACGCUGCAAGAAAUCGAUCACAACUUCAGCCGUGCUCAUCGCAUAGUCACUGGGAGCAUCCUGCCCGUGGUUGAGCAGUACGCGAAACAUUCCGAGGCCGUGUGGGAGGGCUCAAAGUUCUGGAAGCAAUUCUUCGAGGCCAGCGCCAAUGUCUCGCUGUCGGGCUACGAGGAGCCCGCCGCUGCAGACGACACCGCCAUGCAACCGGAUGAUUCGACACAUGCGUCAACCGCGUACGACGACAGCCCUUCAAUUCGCGCCGAUAACACGCUCCAUUCCGUCGCUGGGCGCCCAAGCCAAUUCGACGACGACGACGACGACGACGAAGGACUCGAAGACUCGCUACUCUCCUCACCGUCCAUGGCCAAGACGCCUCGCAACCCUGCUAGAUCCUCCUUUACCGAUGAAUACCCCUCUCCAUACGAGGCACUGAAGCGUGAGCUACGAGGUGACGGGAGUGAAGGUGCCGGCCACGGCUCAGACGACUUGUCAUCUGAGGCGAGCGGCUUGCCCGAAGGUGGCACUGUUCUCGGCGCCCCUACAACACCCGGCAAACUCUCGCAGUCCACGCUGCCCGACAUGUCCAUGACGCCCGAGUCGUCACCAUUCGCACCCGGCUCGGCCGACCAGCACACGCGCCACACGCGCCGCAAUUCCAACAACGACCCUCUCCUCCAUCACAUGCUCGACAAGACGUACCGAAUCGCCGCCACGCCGCACACGGCGACGCAAAAGAUGCGUCCCGGCGCCGCCGGCGCCAGCGCCGCGACUUCCGGAACCUCCAACCGCACCAGGCGACGCCUGGCGUUCGACUCCUCGCCCCUGUCUUCUCCCGAGGCUCCUGCCCCGCAGUUGCGGGCUGACAUCUUCUCUCCCGCCAAGACGCCUCGAACGCCAGGCGUCAGCGUCUACCAACAAAGAAACAACCAAACCCCUGGCGGCAAGAGUGGUGGCGGACUGGGCACCGUCAGCAAGUUCACGGGCGGCGCCAAGAGUGCCGAAGACUUCAUCACGUGGGACAGCGACAGCGAGGGCGAGACCGAGUUCAGUCCCCCGAAGACGAUGCAGUUCCACGUGCCUCAGAGCCGCCUCAUGCAGACCCCUGCGCGCGAGGCGAGCAGGAAGAUCGUCGAGGACCUGCUGCUGACGGCGGGUGGGGGGGGAGUUGACGGAUUCGAACGUGACGGAGGAUAG
This is a messenger RNA of Diplodia corticola, 1296 nucleotides long. RefSeq names its product dash complex subunit ask1. The transcript is spliced from 2 exons. Gene Ontology annotation, cellular component: mitotic spindle; DASH complex; mitotic spindle pole body. The coding region runs from base 1 to 1296 and encodes 431 amino acids. Gene Ontology annotation, biological process: attachment of spindle microtubules to kinetochore. NCBI's taxonomy places the organism in Eukaryota, Fungi, Ascomycota, Dothideomycetes, Botryosphaeriales, Botryosphaeriaceae. The record is from RefSeq and is a predicted model, not a curated record.